This is a messenger RNA of Penicillium cosmopolitanum, 1542 nucleotides long. RefSeq names its product major facilitator superfamily domain-containing protein. Bases 1 to 1542 code for a protein of 513 amino acids. Gene Ontology annotation, biological process: transmembrane transport. The transcript is spliced from 5 exons. Gene Ontology annotation, molecular function: transmembrane transporter activity. NCBI's taxonomy places the organism in Eukaryota, Fungi, Ascomycota, Eurotiomycetes, Eurotiales, Aspergillaceae. The record is from RefSeq and is a predicted model, not a curated record.
AUGGAGAGCUAUUUUCAAUACCGAAGAAUACAAAAAGCUGUCCGCCAACAAUUAUCAGAGGUGAAGCAAAAUUGUACUUGCAUUGACUACACUGUCGGAUGUUCCCACGAUUCAAGUUGCAAAUUGAAUGUCCAUAGCAAUGACCGCAAGGACCUGGAAAAGCAGCCCCCUACAGAAGUCGCCACGCCUGAUACUUUGAUCCUCGUGGGCUGGGAUGGCAAGGAUGAUCCUUUGAAUCCUGCAAAUCAAAGCGUUAAGCGGAAACUUUUCAUGACCUUCCUGGUCUCUCUGAUAGCACUUGCUGUAACUGCAGCAUCUGCGAUUGAUGCUUGUGGCGUCAGGGAAUAUAGCGAAUAUUUCCAGAUAUCUGAGGUUGUUGGGUCACUCGCGACAGGUCUCUUUCUCAUUGGAUUUGCCUGUGGCUCCUUGCUGUCUGGCCCCUUCUCCGAAACCUUCGGUCGCAAUGCAAUUUAUCUUAUUACGAUGCUGAUUUUCCUCAUCUUUGUGAUGGCAUCGGGAUUGGCUCCCAACCUUCAAAGUCACCUUGUUUUUCGCUUUUUUGCGGGAUUCUUCGCCUCGACGCCGCUCAGUUGCGCCGGAGGCACUGUCGCAGAUCUGUGGAACCCAGUCGAAAAAGCAUACGCCUUUCCUCUCUAUGCUAUCCCCGCUUUCACAGGGCCGAUGAUCGGUCAAAUUAUCGGCAGCUAUAUCCCAACUACGUUAGGAUGGAGGUGGCUGGAAUGGAUCAUGCUCAUCUUAGGAGGCCUAGUCUUGGUUGUGGUUCUUAUAUUCCAACCAGAAACUUAUGGCAAUCUUCUUCUCCUUUGGAAAGCAAAAACACUUCGAGAAGAAACAGGCGAUAAAAGAUACAGGGCUCCGAUGGAGAUGAAACGUGAAAGCCUGGGCCAGCGUUUGCGGAUUUCCGUAUCCCGACCCUUUGCGAUGUUUUACUCAGAACUGAUCAUUAUUCUGAUGUCCCUAUACCUCACUAUUAUGUAUAUUGUCCUCUUCACCUUCCUUGAGGGAUAUACCUACAUUUUUGGGGAGGCAUACGGCAUCUCUGAAGGCUUGACUAGUCUUUGCUGGGCUGGAAUGCUGAUUGGCACUAUACUCCCUGUCUGUGUGGUGCCGAUUGUUUACAACUGGACCGUAAAGGAGUAUAAACGUGGGAAUGAUUCGUUUAUUGCGCCUGAGAUGAGAUUGUGGUAUGCAAUGCUUGGCGGUGCGCCAGCAGUACCGAUCAGUUUAUUCUGGAUGGGAUGGACAAGUAAUCCUUCAAUUUCCAUUUGGUCUCCCCUUGUCGCGUCCGUUUUCUUUGGCUACGCGUCUGCCCUCGGUUUCUUGGUUUUCACGCGAUACGUCGUCGCAGGGGGUGUCACUGUCGCCGGCGGUCCGAUAUACGAGGCGAUAGGUGUCCAAUACACGCUUACAAUACUUGGGUCAAUCAGUGCUGUUAUGACCUGUGUGCCCUAUCUUCUCUACAUAUAUGGACCACAGAUCAGAAAGCAUAGCAAAUAUGCAGUGAAUAUUACGAGGACAUGA